AUGGUGGGGUCCACAAAAUGCCUAACCCCAUGUCUUACGGCGACUUGUUAAAAAUAAAAAAUAAAAAAAAUAAAAUAAUUAAAUAAAAAAUAAAAAAUGUUUGACGGACUGAAGGGCAGCUUAGCAUUUCUUCUCAUCUCCUGAGCUCAUGGCCACUGCUUACUGGGCCCACAGCCAUUAGACAUCGGACGCCAUUUCCAAGUCUAAUCAGUCAGCUUUGUAUUUUGUCUUUCUUUCAGCUUUCACACAUCUCUAUCUCUAUAUCCUUGGACUAAUGCCUUAUCUCGGCGAAUCUCCCCAGCUUCCGCCGGAAUAUUCCUCCGAUACCACCGGCCGAGACCCGAUUCCCUCCAUGGACCCGCGGAUCCCGCUCCAGAACCUCUCUGAGGUUCGGGCCAGUAUGGAUUCCCUCCACGGCUUCCUAUCCAACUCAGUCAACCUCAACGCUCAGCUCAGCAAGGACCAGAUGGACAUGGUCUCCUCCGAGAUCGCCUCCGCCAUCCAGCAGAUCGUCGCCAGCGGUACGGCUCUCAUCGCCUCCUAUCGGGUACCCGAUCCACCGGAUCGGAUUCCGAUUCCGUGUGUGAAAAUCGAGGAGGAGGAAGAGGAAACUGUGGUUACGAAGAAGGACGAAGAAGAAGAAGAAGAAGUAGGAGACGCCGCCGGAGACUUAGAGAUCGUGGAGCUUGACUCCGUCGAGCUGCUGGCCGAGCACAUCCACUUCUGCGAGAUAUGCGGGAAAGGGUUCAAGCGCGACGCGAACCUAAGGAUGCACAUGCGGGCCCACGGGAACCGGUUCAAGACCCGGGAGGCUCUGACGAAGCCGCCAGAGAAGAUCGGGUCGGAUCCGAGCUCGAGGAUCCGAUUCUCGUGUCCGUAUGUGGGCUGCAACAGAAACAAAGGGCACAAGAAAUUCAGGGCGUUGAAAUCGGUGGUGUGCGUGAAGAACCACUUCAAGAGGAGUCACUGCCCCAAGAUGUACUCGUGCAAUCGAUGCAACAAGAAGAGCUUCUCGGUUCUGGCGGACCUCAAGAGUCACCUCAAGCACUGCGGCGAAACCAAAUGGCGGUGCACGUGCGGCACCACCUUCUCGCGGAAGGAUAAGCUCUUCGGUCACAUGUCUCUGUUCGAGGGUCACGUGCCGGCCGUCGUCGAUGAGGAUGAGAAGGGUAAGUCCGCCGUGACCGCCAUGGAAGAGGAUGAGAAUGAGGUAAUGGCGGUCAAAGGUGGGGAAUUGAGUGCGAAUUUGGAGGACGACGAGGAGUUCUUUGAAGGGUUCGAUUCCAUUGACGGAUUUUGUUUAGAGAAUGCGUUUUGGUCGCCAUAGUGGAUUGAAUUUUCUCUCACAUUUCAAGUCUUUUUAUUUUUAUUUUUUUAUUUUAUUUUUUUGUAGGUUCAGGUUAUAUGUCUCUGUUAUCUGGUAUUGUCUUUUUCUCUUAGAUUUGUAUUGUGCAUAUAUAUCAAUAUUUUUGUGACAAAAAAAGGAAAAAAAAUUCAAAUCAUGUUUCUUUUAGAGAAUUUGAUUUAAACUUCUUUUUUUUUUUUUUUUUUUAGGUUAUUAUUAUGAUUCUUGAUUAUUCUCUUUUCGUCAUUUUGGGUAAUAAUUAUGUUGUUGCUUUGUGAUUCAAUAAAAUACUUUGUCAGGGUUUUGAUU
Ziziphus jujuba (common jujube) is the source of this 1654-nucleotide messenger RNA. Its product is annotated as protein SENSITIVE TO PROTON RHIZOTOXICITY 1. The transcript has a single exon. Lineage: Eukaryota; Viridiplantae; Streptophyta; Magnoliopsida; Rosales; Rhamnaceae. Gene Ontology annotation, biological process: response to aluminum ion; response to acidic pH. The record is from RefSeq and is a predicted model, not a curated record. The coding region runs from base 275 to 1327 and encodes 350 amino acids.